UUUACCACGGUGAGAGCUCUCACUCCCACUCAAAUUUCGUUUCCCGCUAUCAAAGCGAAUGGAUGUGUACGGCUCCGCCGACUGGUAGCUUUCGGCAAUGUUGUUAUCAGAAUGAUAUCGCAGCGGGGAAGCGGGGAUUUCGCUCGUUUUUACACCGUCACGGAUCCCACGAAGCACCGCAAAGGCUACACGGUUUACAAAGUCACCGCGCGGAUAAUUUCUCGGAAGAACCCAGAGGACGUCCAAGAGAUAACUGUAUGGAAAAGGUACAGCGAUUUUCGGAAACUUCAUCACAACCUCUGGCAGCUACACAAGAAUGUUUGUAGCCAAUCAGAACUUUUUCCUCCCUUCGCCAAGGCUAAAGUGUUCGGUCGCUUUGAUGAAUCGGUAAUAGAGGAAAGAAGACAGUGCCUGGAGGAUCUGCUGCAGUUCUCCGCGAAUAUUCCCGCUUUGUACAGCAGUCAGCACAUCCAAGAGUUUUUUAAGGGAGGCGAAGUCCACGACGGGUCGGAACUCAUCGGACCGUCCGAGCCUUUCUCCGACUUCCUUGCUGACAGUUUGUCAGACUGUAGCUCGGAUGUGCAACGUGACCUCAGUUGUGCUGAAGAUUUGACAAUCACAUCCGAGUAUGGAGGGCCGUUCAGCGACAGCAGCGACUUGAACUCCCUGGCUGUGGAUACCGACUCUUUAACCGGGCUAGACGAUGGCAUGGCCUCGGGUCGUGCCUCCCCGAAUCAGCCGCACGGGGGAGCCGCCAGUGUUAGCAGCAGCAGCAGUAGUCCUCGCUUGCCCUCCCUGCAUGACCAUCGUCGCACCCCGUCGCCCGCUUUCGGUUCCCCCUCCCCGAAGCCCGAGGUCAGCCGGCCCGGCCGCGUGUCGCUGUUCUCCAAGAAAAGCGGCAAUCGCAAGGAGAAGCUGAAGGCAGACUACCUGGAUAAAGCCGGCGAGCUAAUCCGAGUGGCUGCGCUGAAAGAGAAGGAGCAGGACUACCAAGCGGCGUUUUCCUUCUAUAGCAGCGGCGUAGACCUGUUGCUUCAAGGUGUUCAAGGCGAGUCCAGUCCCACGCGACGAGAGGCAGUGAAGAAGAAGACCGCCGAGUACUUAAUGCGAGCAGAGCAAAUAUCCAGCCAACAUCUAAGCAGCAGCAUGGGUCAAGGGUCAGCGCAAACAGUGUUGGGUGCGCAGUGCUGUGCAUCAACCAGCAGAGGGAACCAGCAAAGUCUUUCCGAUGAUCUCAACGCUUAUAGGGUGUUGGGUAUCAUUGAUAAGGUUCUUUUGGUCAUGGACAAGAGAACGCGAGAGAUGCUGGUCGUGAAAGGUUUGAGAAAGAGCAGCGACUGCAGCCGACUCAAACAGACGGUCAUGCCUCGAUGCGUUCCCUACAUGGUGCAGCUAAAGAAACUGGUUGACACCGAGGACACCGUCUUCCUCUUCCUGCAGCACGCCGAGGGUGGAAAGCUGUGGUCUCACAUUGCAAAAUACCUGCGGAAUUCCACUCCGGAAGAGACUUUUGAUAUCCCUUUCAUCCAAAAGAGCCAUAAAGCAGCCGUACACUCGCCCCAAUUUGCCACGCCCGAUUUGGACUCUGCAAGCUCCGACCCCGUUACUGGUUCUCCGGUGCGUUUACCAAACAAGGACGUAAAAAAGCUACCCACCUCGCCUUGUAUGAGUAAACUCUCCACCCGGUUUACCAAAACGGUCACACCACACUUAGACUCAGGCGCCACCUCUGAAGAGGAGUGCACCAACAGUUAUUUAACGCUUUGCAACGAAUACGAGCAAGAUAAAGUGGAACCGGACGCUCUGGAAGAAGACGAAGCGAGAAGCGAGGAAGUGUCGCUGGACGCGCCGACGGCUUCCUCGCUUCUGAGCAACGACAGCCUUUUCGACGAUCGCGGCGAAGGGCCGCACCCGCUGUCUCCGGAUCAAUCCAAACACACGCUAAUGGAGUUUUUCCGCAUCGACAGCAAAGACAGCGCGAGCGAGGUGACUUGCUUAGACUGGGCAGAUCAACAGCAGCCGCCCGACUUUCUGACAUCCGACGUCGUCGAAGACCUUCCGGAGCUGGCUCUGGAGGUCAAAGGUCACAGUGCACACCUUUGGGGCUUAGAUUACAGCGAUAAAGACUCCAACGAGUCAGUGCCGGUCAUUUCUUUUAAAGAGGCGGUCGAUGAGGAUGAGGGUCACCCGCCGGACCUUUUGGUCAACCUGCCUUUAAUGAACGCGGCCGUGGAAUCUAAACGAGAGGAAUUGGAAACGUCCGCGCCGCGUGCAGGCCUUGAGGUCGCGACUUCGCCUCAAAGGUCCAUCAAGCCGGAUGUUUUACUGCUUCCUAGCCAGCCGGAGCCUGAAGAGCAGCAACCUUCGUCUUUGUGUGAAUCUUCAGACGCCUUGACCUCACUGUGGGAUGACUACAGCUUGACUUUUGGACAAAAAGACAGCGAACCAGAUGAACUUUCAAGCCAAAAUAAUGACUCUUUGCUGGAUCCGAGCCUAACAGAGGCAGCUUCACUUAAUGAAAAAGCAAUUCACACAGACGGAAAAGCGAACAUUGAACCUCAGGCUCGUGAGAAAUCACCAGUUACGCCCAACAGAGUUGAACUAGACGAAGUGUCGCGGCUGUUUUCAGAGCUGGAUGAGUUGUCGCUCGCCGUAUCGCACGCUCGGAUUCCGGAGGCGUUUGUUCGAUGUUGGGCCGUAGAGAUGGUGACGGCGCUGGAUUGUCUGCACCGGGAGGGCAUCGUUUGUCGGGACCUCAAUCCUAGUAACAUCUUGCUCGAUCGACAAGGGCAUGUUCAGCUGACUUACUUCUGUCGCUGGAGUGACGUGGAAGAGUCGUGCGAUAAAGAGGCCUGUGAGAACAUGUACUGCGCACCAGAGGUGGGAGGCAUUGGCGAGGAGACGGCAGCGUGCGAUUGGUGGAGUUUGGGCGCCAUCCUCUUCGAGUUGCUGACAAGCACAUCGCUGCUCCAGUGCCAUCCAGCAGGAAUCGGGCGACACACGGCGCUUAACAUCCCCGAGUCGGUGUCCGAGGAAGCCAGAUCGCUACUGGAACAGUUGCUGCAGUACAACCCUACGGAAAGACUCGGCGCGGGAUUGGCCGGCGUGGACGACAUCAAAUCCCACCCCUUUUUUGCCAAAGUGGACUGGACCAAGUAGAACUCCCCCCUCUUCCGCAGGUGCAUGCUGGGAAACAGGCCAUCACUUUUACACUCCAUGUAGAAAUAGGAGGGGGGGGGGAGAACAAAAAUCCACCCACACAUUGAAUUGUUGAAUUGCCAAAUAGCAGUGUUAUGUACAGUUACAAUAAUUUCUUUAUGCAUCCGUGAUGAACAACUAAACCCUUGUUAGAUUUUCCUCGUGUUGUUGCCGUUAUACUUACGACUCAAGUGCACUGACAUUUCAGUCCCGAAACACUUAAAACCCCAAACUACUCUAUUUUUUAAAUGCCGCCACUUGCAAUAUCAGGGGUUUACUAUGCAAGGGGUGAAACAAGACUAAGUAGUAGGUGGGCAUUAUUAUUAAUGGGCUAAAAUUCUGCAUUGUAAUGAAUUAAGGAAGCAGGUUUUUGAAAAGCAGCUCCUUUUUCUAGAACAAACUGGACUAAGCACUGAAUUAAUGUAAAUAUAGUGUAAGUUUUACAUUGAGAAAAAAAUGAUGAACACUAGCAGCUGAACUCUAUAGUCAACAUUCCAGUGAUGUUGUCAUGUCAUAUGUGCACAUUAACAUUGGCCUCCAUUGACGGCGAUAGACAGAGGCUAUGCAGUCAAAAUGGAUCAGACGUCUACCGCCGUCAAUGGUAGCCGAUGACUUGCAAACGCAGCGCUGCAAGGUCCGUAUCCGUUUAUGCGUUAUGUGGUCCUUUUCUGUACCAGUCAAACUAUACUGACUACAGUGAUGCAAACAAUAAAUACACCUGAUCGAUUUAUGCAGUUUUGCUUCUUUUGAGCAGCACACUUAUUGAAAUGUCCCACAACAUAUCGGUAAGGGAGCGUCACCGUGGUGACAGUACAUGCCUUGAUUAAUUGACUAAAUCACAAUGAAUCUGUUUUCAUGCAGACCUUCAUUUAAAAAAAAAAUAAAUUUUUUUUUUGAGUUGACGGAGAAUAUCAGCCGAUAAAAGCAUUUCAAAUAAUAUCGGAAAAUAUCGGUAUCGGUUUUGCACGAGUAUGCUGGGUUAUAUAAUUUAAUGUAUAGCCUAAAUAAAGGCUUUGUGCAUGGGCUGGUCACAUCGUUGCAUAGUGGCUGUGCAUACACUGACCUUAAGAUGUCUCCAAUCUAAGAUCUUUGGGAUUUGUUAACUGAGGGAAAGACCCUAAUCACUCAUGGUGCACAAAAAUAAAAUGAACAAUCAAUGAAAAAUAAUGAAUGAAUAAACUCAUUGCAUAUCACUACUGUGUUACCAGAAGGAAAUAGUCACUAAGAAAAGUAACAAACACAUGAUUAAACAUCUGUGCAAAAGCCCAGCAAAUUGCAUCUUUUGAAUAGUCAUUUCCUGCCUGUAUUUGUAAUGCUUUGGUCUCCCCGUGGUUGUUCUUUGGGGCAACUAGUAUAAACGCAAAUUAUUUGUGAAUUAUUCCUUUUAUUUAAAUGCGGACAUUUUGGCUCAUUUCAUUUUCUUUAUACGGAACAUUAUUUUGGCACUGUUCUUCAGUUGAAUUUGUUCCUUUUUUCACAGAAUGUUUAUUUUAUUUGGAAAUCGUUCAAGUUGUUACAUUUAUCAUUAUUAAGGCAUCGAGUAGGGCAUCACAAUACAAUUGGCAAUAAUAUUUUAAGUCCACCACUGCAUGUAUCGGUAUCGGUUUGAUAUCGGUAAUGGAUUUUGGAGUUGGACAACAUUGGGAUAUCUGUUAUCGGUUAAAAAGUCAUUAUCGGCCAACUCAUAUGUAUUAAUAGACACUGUAUACAGUAUAUAUAUUUCAUUUCUUUAAAGCAACACUUUUCAACUUUUCAACCUGUAUAAAUUAUUUUCAUUUGUGAUAAUAUGUCGACUGACAACUAGUUGAAUGACACCUCUUUUAUAUCUUGAGGGGGUCUGUAUCGCUUUCACUGGUACUAACUAACUUUGAGGAGGAACCCUUAUAGUUAGGAGUAGCAGGAACCCUGCUGCACACAAAAAAAAACUACAAAUGCGCUGACUUCUUUACAGCAUACUUCACUCCCCCCUUUUCCCAUUCAUUAAAAAGACGGAAGUCGAUGCGAAUGCUAUCGUGUGAAUUCUGCGAAGAUGGCAGAGCUGAUGGGGGGGUUAGCCACACGGUUGCUAACCGUCAUAUGCUAUUCUUUAGCCACAACUGCAUUCAUUACCUUAUUACAAUUCAUCCUUCACACAGCAGCUGGAAACGGAAAUGUUGCUUAAUCCAUCUGCAGGCGACCGGGCGAUUGAUUUUUGAUUGAUUGAUGAUUUUACGAUACUGUGCGGGUGUCUGCUGGUCCUCAUGGGAAACGCUGUCUUCCUUAAGGCAAAACACCGCAGCUUUUGUCCACUGGCGUCGCUAAAAUCGACCAAAACUGAAAAGUUCCUAAGUCUCGCUUUAAAUAAAUAAAUAAAUAAAAAAUUGGGAAAAAACAGUGAGUAUCCUUGUUUUACCUUUUUAAAAUGUAUGUAAAAACAAAUAUUUAUUAGACCCGAACAAAGAUCUCAUUUUUGUAUAGUUGAAGACAGGGGCGGACUGGGACUAAAAAGCAGCCCUGGACUUUGACUCAGCCCAGCCCACAAGAAUCGCUUUACGAAGGGAAACAGACCCCCUAGGGGUGUCCGGGGGCAUACCGCCCAACCCCCCAACCCCGGGGAGAAUUUUUAUUUAUUUAUUUUUUUUACAUUUUAUUGUAAAAUGCAUCAAUUUCUUGCACUUUAAGAGAAAAUGAAGAAAAUAUGUCUAGACUGUCACUGUUUGGGUGGCACGGUGGCUUAGUGGUUAGCACAUCUGCCUCACAGUUCUGAGAUCAAGGGUUCAAUCCCGGGCUUCGGCCUUCCUGUGUGGAGUUUGCAUGUUCUCCCCGUGCCUGCGUGGGUUUCCUCCGGGAACUCCGGUUUCCUCCCACAUCCCAAAAACAUGCAUGGUAGGCUGAUUGAACACUCUAAAUUGUCCGUAGGUAUGAGUGUGUGCGUGAAUGGUUGUAUGUCUCCUUGUGCCCUGUGAUUGGCUGGCAACCAGUUCAGGGUGUCCCCUGCCUACUGCCCGUAGUUGGCUGGGAUAGGCUCCAGCACCUCCGUGACCCUCGUGAGGAAAAGCGGCAUGGAAAAUGAAUGAAUGAAUGUCACUGUCUGACUUGGGGCACUCAAAGUACUGCAAGGCUGAACUGGAGUUGGGUUCAUUUUCUGUACUAGCUCUAUGAUAGACCUAAAUAAACAAAUGAAAGAAUGUAUUUUUCAAAGCAAGUUUUAAGUAUUCGGGCAAAUUCCACAUUCUGAAACUGUCAAUGAUUAUGAUGAUGAUGACAAUGACAAUAAAUUCAUUCAUUCAUGUAUCCGAUUGAUUAUAAUAUAUCUCUAUAUAUCUCUGUCUAUAAAACAAUUUCAUUGUUUAUGCCAUAAUUCAGUGGUCUCCAAACUAUUCCACAUAGGGCCGCAGCGGGCACAGGAUUUCAUUCCAACAAAACAAGACAACACCUAUGCACCAAUCUGGUGUUUUACAAGUGUAAUCAGUUGAUUGCAGUCAGCUGCUGCUUGUUUUAGCAGAAACUUCAUUGGUUAAACUGUCGGUACUCGAUCGGUUGAAAGAAAAACCAGGCCCCACAGUGGCCCUUGAGGACCGGUUUGGAGACCCCUGCCAUAAUUAAUCUUGCCAUACAAAUAAUAAAUUUCAAUGAAAAUACAAUAAACAUUUCAAGACAAAUCCUGUAUACAUAACCUUCAUUGGAAAGUAUUAACCAGAAAACAAAACGAUAUAUAAAUGAUUAAAAAUAUAUAUCAAUUUAACUACCUAAACUGUAAAGUAAAACCAUUCAUUUUAUUAAUAUUUUGUUAUAUUUCUUCUGAAUUAAUAUUGCUGCUGCGUGUGCAUACGUUGUUUUACAGCUAAAAUAUUUUUUCUUAGGAGAGUGAUAGUAGGACUAGCAUAUUGUAACUUGACACGAUUGCCAACGGGUACAUCGACUAGCUGGCACUAACCCUUUAAUUGUCGUUUAUUUCAUUUAAAAUGUACCUACCUGGUGGAUAACAAUUGCCAGUAUACCGAACAAGUGACCCUCUUCAUCCAUUUUUACUUGCUCUGCGCUUGUCUGGGGAACUUCCCUCUCGAACUUCCACCAGCUUAUCAUUACCCCCUCCCUCUUUUUUUCUCUCUCCCUGAAUCGGCUGCGCGUCAGAGCGGCUGCCGCUCCCCCUCUCACGCCGGGAGUGGGCUGCUGUUACCCGACGUGGCCGUUGCAGCCAGACUGCUGCUUGCGAAAAUAUUUGUCAACUUAUGACAUUUUGAUGCUUCGCUCUCCAGUUUCUUUAAUUUUUUUCUUCCUAACCUUCUUCGCGCCACCCUUCUCUUUUCUUUUUUUGCCACCACCAUCCAUAUUGUGCAUUAACGCUCGUCGCCAUUUUGCUUCCACAAGGAACCAAUGAAGGCAACUUUGUGCUUCUUCCGUUCUUCUAUCAGACUGGCGAUGAACAGCCAGGCGCAUUGCUGCCACCUGUUGGAUUGGAUGCGAACUGUAGAUAAUCAGAGGCAAGGGGGGACAAAAACAGUGAUGUAUAAUGAAUGGCGGCCGCCGGCCGUCCAGGGCACCGGCCGUUCUGUGAUCCUCCAGAACCCACAGAUUACCAGUCCGCCCCUGGUUGAAGAUGUGUGAGCGCAUAUUUUCUGCUUCUAAUGUACAUCUCCAUCUAAAACUUUAAGCCUAGACAUAAGCGGAUUUACGGGGGGGCAGACCCCUCCUUGGUGGCCGAAGAGUGUCAUUGCAUGUAAUUGACUUUCCUAUACAAUAUAUGAUUUUAAAAUUAAGAAUUUUCCGGUAAAAUAUUGUCUAUAAAUGUGGUCAAGCUAUAAAACAAAAAUGAAUUAAAUGAACAAAAAAUGAUAUUUUAUCAUUAUUUUUCAAACAAAUUAUGUGACUAGCACCUUAAGCGGUCAUUUGCUUUGUUUAGCCAAAACCACCCGAGGACCAAAAAGGCAAGAUGUAUGUACUUAAUUUUUUUCAAACCUAAGCUUUCAAAAGUGACUACUGAGCAAGAACCAAAGAUUGAAAAUGUGGACCAUGAAACGUUAGAGACCACCGUCAAAAUCGUGAGCGGAGUUUCAAUUUGCCCCACUAAAGACGCUAAUUGUACAACAGAGCCACCACCGGUGUCUUGCCAAUGUAGUUACCCCCGUCAAAAAUUGUGUCCCCUGGCCGCGGGAGCGCACACACACACAUUAGUAAUGAGGGUUGUCAACUUAAGCAAUGAAUUGAAGCCAGAAAAGAGCCUCAGUUAUAUAUUUUAGACAUUGACGUUUACUAAACUGGAGAAACUCCAUACAGGACUUGAAUUACAGUAAGAGACUGGUUUAACGUUCAGUACGUACCGUAUGUUACGGUAUACGACAGUUUUUUUUGUUUUUGUUUUUGGAUAGAUGUGCCAUGUUUUAAAACCUCGUAGAUAACUACAUCACCAAAACACAGAAAUCAAGCAAAUCAGUGCAGUGCAGUCACUUCACUCAGACUGGGGUAACUACAUUGGCACAACAUCAGUAGGCAUACCAUAUUCAAUGGAUGACAAUCUUGGUGAAAAGUAUAGCCUAAGCAGUUUCAACUUAUCAUUAUAAAUAUUCUUGUAAGUUAAUUGUAUUGCUGACACUGCAUUUUGGGGUUAUCAACAUAUUGUGCCCCCCCCUGCCCCAAAAGUCAAACUCCGCCUAUGAGCCUAGAGUACUAUAACAGUGAACAAUGUGAUUUAUUUCCCGUUUGAACCCGUUUAGUCAACUAACCAGUGAUUCAGUGAUUAAUCGACUAUCAAAAUAAUAAUUUGUCACAGCCCUAGUGAUUAGCAAUUAAGUAUUCUAAAUGUCUCCCUUGGGUGUUAAGGUCAUGAUGUAACACCAAUGUUAAUGUAAUUAAUACGCACUAACCCAUCAGAUGAAGUCCACUUAACAGACUGUAUGAACUGAGUGUGAACCCUCUCACUCGAUGCUUCUGUCAACUGCAAUGACAUAUUCAUACACACGCACAGGUCAGGGAAGUUGUUAUGGGCGCCGCCUCGCCUUCCCCGGUGUCUACGGGGUCAAGAGUCCGCUCUGAUUAGCGCUCGUCAUAAGGCAGCGUCUCUCAUUAGCUCACGCGCCGGAGGUGAGAGGUUCCCUCCGGUGCCGAGGAGAAGCCUGUCAAUCUCGCGCCGGCACGGACGUGAGCGGCGUCUCCGGUGUGUUGGCGGCCUCCGCCGAGAACUCCUCCUGUGAUGUGCGUUUGAUGCCGUUUUGGGUUUCAGAGGCUCGCGCGCGGGUUGACACGAUGUGCUCAUCGGCACGGUCUCGUGAGAUGUAUUCAAAGUUGGGGAUUUACAAAGAUGUGUUUUCUCGAAUAGAUCACCCUAAAAGUAACUUUCAUAACUUUUCAUAACAUUCUUUAGUUCCUCUCAAUGUGAGAGCGGAGCUUGCACAGCAGCACCUACUAAAGUGCACACAGGCAAUGAAAGUGGGAGUGUUUUCUGUUUUGUUGGGGAGG
This is a messenger RNA of Corythoichthys intestinalis (scribbled pipefish), 9633 nucleotides long. RefSeq names its product ribosomal protein S6 kinase polypeptide 1 (gene rps6kc1). Bases 112 to 3159 code for a protein of 1015 amino acids. Gene Ontology annotation, biological process: protein phosphorylation. NCBI's taxonomy places the organism in Eukaryota, Metazoa, Chordata, Actinopteri, Syngnathiformes, Syngnathidae. The record is from RefSeq and is a predicted model, not a curated record. The transcript is spliced from 16 exons. Gene Ontology annotation, molecular function: ATP binding; protein kinase activity; phosphatidylinositol binding. Gene Ontology annotation, cellular component: early endosome.